UUGAACGGUGGAGCUGCUACAUUCCCAUAAAUAUCUCCACAUUUCGAUUUCCUGAUGGGCCUUGAGAUUUAUGUACGAUGCAAGAUUCCCAAUGCGUUGCGAGUCCCUGGUUACGAUGUUGCUGCUUGGGAACAUCCUGCUGUCGACAGCCGCGCAUUCUGCCCAGCGAAACGAUCCGCGCUUCAAGCCCGGCUCCAUUUCCUGCAAGGCGAGCAUGAAAGCCAGUCAGGUGGCCUCGAAGGCGGCCAAGGAUGCGAAGGACGCCAAGGAUGCGCAGCCGUGUGCCGCCGAGAUGGCGGGCCACAGGGCACGGGCCUUGCUGGCGGACAAGGCGUUGCAGGCGGCCAAGGCUGCGGAGGCGGCUCUCAACGGGAAGAAGCAGCUCCUGGAUGAAUACAGAAAAAGUCUGGCAGAAACGAACAGGGUCAUCGACGAAAUCCAACGAGCCAUUGCUACCAGCUCGUGCUCGGCGACGACGGCAAAGGGGAUCCGCGACAAGCUCUGCACAUCAGUGAACAUUAUGAAGAGUAUGGUAAAUGAAGUGGACGAAAAUCUCGAAAACAUUCGGAAGAUGGCCCAAAGUGCCCAGAAAGAGGCCCUGGAAAAGCACAGCCUCCUGAAAGCGGCCAAGAUGCGGGUGGAAGAGCUCCAUAACUGCAUGGGCGAGGCUCAGAAGGAUCUGGAGCGAAAUCGGCAGAGUGCUGCGAAGGCCAACGAAGCCGCCAAGGAGGCGCAGCAACGGAUCGAAACUUUGCAGAAACUGGUGAGCAGGAUUAAGAUGCUGAAGCGAAAGGAUCUUCAGUCGCUCGAGAACUUCCUGCGCAAAAGAAGAAGUAGCACUCCGGUUAAAACAAGUUGAGUUGAUUGUUUGUUAUGGCAAUAAGCUGGUUUAUAUUUUGUAAUAAAACACCG
Drosophila sechellia is the source of this 912-nucleotide messenger RNA. RefSeq lists its product as uncharacterized. NCBI's taxonomy places the organism in Eukaryota, Metazoa, Arthropoda, Insecta, Diptera, Drosophilidae. The transcript has a single exon. The record is from RefSeq and is a predicted model, not a curated record. Bases 71 to 859 code for a protein of 262 amino acids.